AUGUUACUGUGCCCAGACUGUAAUGCAAAAAUGCAGUACAAUCUUGUGGUAGUGUUUUUGUCUGCUUUAUUUGAAACAGUGCAUGGACUUUACGGAUAUGUCCAAAUUCAGUGUCGAGUACCUGACUCUCAACAAAACAUUGAAUUUAUCUUCUCAGUCACCUGCAACAUGAUAGAAUAUCUGAGAUACAACAGUACUGAGGAUAAAGCUAUUGGUAAAACCGAAUUUGGGAAGAAAUUGGCAGAGGACUAUAAUAAAAACAAGAUUUUACUUGCACAAACAGAAUUUGCGCUGAACCAAUGCAAAAUAAUUAAUUAUUUUGCAGUACAACCAGAAGUCAUUAUCCGGUUGGAAUAUGUGAAUCAGAAAGCUAUGCUGGUGUGCAGUGCCUAUGACUUCUACCCCAAACCCAUUAAACUGACAUGGAUGAGAAAUGAUAAAGAAAUGGCAGCUGAUGUGACGUCCAUUGAGGAGAUGGCUAAUGGAGACUGCUACUAUCAAAUCUACUCCCACCUGGAAUACUUCCCCAAACGUGGAGGGAAGAUCUCCUCCUGUCACGUGGUGGAGCACGCCAGCUCCCAUAAACCCAUGAUCUAUUAUUGGGAAUGUCUUCCUUCUCUGGAAGAUUUUGACAGGAAUAAACUCAUUACUGGGGUUGUUAUUGCAGAUGUAGGUUUGAUCUGCUACAAAAAAAAAAAAGCACACAGUUUGGAGUUGGAACUUCAAGUCAUUUUUGUGGCUGUUCAAACGGUCGGGAACACGGAGCGUUUGCUGGAUUCCUGUGUGCGCAUUCAAAAGCCGCCUCCCUCAGAAGUGCCACCUAGCAGCGUGCUAGCGCGGGAACCUCGUGCAGUGCAAGGAUUCAGAUAUGCUAAUUGA
This is a messenger RNA of Onychostoma macrolepis, 879 nucleotides long. RefSeq names its product rano class II histocompatibility antigen, A beta chain. The record is from RefSeq and is a predicted model, not a curated record. Gene Ontology annotation, cellular component: membrane; MHC class II protein complex. Gene Ontology annotation, biological process: positive regulation of T cell activation; immunoglobulin production involved in immunoglobulin-mediated immune response; peptide antigen assembly with MHC class II protein complex. NCBI's taxonomy places the organism in Eukaryota, Metazoa, Chordata, Actinopteri, Cypriniformes, Cyprinidae. Gene Ontology annotation, molecular function: MHC class II protein complex binding.